AUGAACCCUAGUCAACAGGUCAACUCUGUCGGUGUUACAGGCAACUUCAGCACGGUUAGUCGUCAGUUUACUCACGAAAACCUACAAACUUUACUUGCGAAAACUAAAGCUAUGCAAGCGCGUGGUGAUACAGAGGCUAAUAAUCCUGAACUUGCUCAAUCUCUUAAUAUUUUAAGGGCUCUCCAACAACAGCAACAGAAUGUCGUAGCCAUUUCUACUGGCGGUAGUGGUUCGGAUAAUGUUAAUGGAGGUGAAGGUGAUGCUGGUAAAACUCCUCCUUCAUCAGUACCGACAUCAUCCACAGAUACCCAAAUUACUCAGAAUUCACAAGUACCUCCAACUCCUUUAUCUGGUGAUCAAUUAAUGUCUUUGAAAUAUCAAAUUCUAGCGUUUAAAUUAAUAUCGAGGAAUCUACCUGUACCAUUUUUAUUACAACAAGCAAUGUUUCAUCCAAAUCAAGUACAGGGUAUAUCUUCACAAGAUUUAGUAGGGUCAAUACCUGGAAAAAUUGUAGAAGCUUCAAAUAUUCAUCAUAAUCAACAAGCAUCUCCAACUGCUUCAAUAUCAUCGACAGAUAUAGUUUCUUCACCACAACCCACAGGGUCAGGUUCAUCGUAUAAUUCUUAUACAAAUCCUCACACAUAUUUAAAACCUGUCCAAUCAUAUUCACAUGCUUCUCGUCAGCAAAGAAUGCUAAUACCAGCCAUAAUGCCUGUUGGUCUUGAUCCUCAAGAAAUUGCUGCUGAAAGAGAACGAUUUCUUCAUGCCAGAAGGCAACAAAAAAUAAUUGAAAUGCAGCGUUUUUUGAAUGAAAAUGUUAAAAUCGAUAAUCAUCAAAGAAUACGGAUCGAGAAACAGCUAAAGUCUUUAAAAGUAUUUAAUAGACAGCAAAUGCUUCGACAAGAAAUAAUAAAGUGUAUGAAUCGGUCAACCUCACUGGCUUCAUCAACUGAUCGCGCUGCCUUUAAGAAAAUGAAAAGACAAUCUAUUAGGGAUGCAAGAUUCACAGAUAAACUUGAGAAACAGCAAAGAGAAGAUAGACGACGUAGACAAAGACAAAAGCAUUUGGAUUACUUGCAAAGUAUUAUUACUCAUCGUUCAGAAAUGCAAACAUGGCAUCGUACAUAUCAGGGGAAACAACUUAAAUUUGGGCGUGCAGUUUUGGCGUUUCAUUCACAAAUUGAGAAAGAAGAACAGAAGAGGAUAGAACGUAUUUCUAAAGAACGUAUUAAAGCCUUAAAAAAUGAUGAUGAAGAGGCUUAUCUUAAACUUAUUGAUGAAGUCAAGGAUACAAGAAUUACACACCUUUUAAAACAAACGGAUUCUUAUUUGGACUCUUUAGCUCAAGCUGUUGUUGCGCAACAAAAUGAUGAAUUGCAUAGUGAUCCAACUGUUAGAGGUGGAAUUGAAUUGAUGGAUGAGGAUGACGAGGAUUCUAUGACCAUAAUCAAUGGCAAAAAGGUUGAUUAUUAUGCCGUCGCUCAUAGAAUUAAUGAGGAGGUAGAACAACCAACUAUGAUGAUGGGUGGUACUCUGAAAGAAUACCAAGUUAAAGGUCUUCAAUGGAUGAUUUCAUUAUACAACAAUCGUUUGAAUGGUAUUCUUGCUGAUGAAAUGGGUCUUGGGAAAACCAUUCAAACUAUUUCACUGGUCACUUACCUCAUUGAAAGGAAAAAGCAAAAUGGGCCUUUCUUGAUCGUUGUUCCUUUAUCCACUUUGACUAAUUGGACCAUGGAAUUUGAGAAAUGGGCUCCUUCUGUGAUAAAAUGCGUAUAUAAGGGAACUCCGAAUAUUCGUAAAGAACUUCAACAACAAUUCAUAAAACAUACCAAUUUUCAAGUCCUCCUCACAACGUACGAAUACAUUAUAAAAGACAAAACCGUAUUAAGUAAACCUCGCUGGGUGUAUGUCAUCAUCGAUGAAGGUCAUCGCAUGAAAAAUGUGAACUCAAAAUUAUCAAUAAUUUUGACGAACAAUUAUCAAUGCCGAUAUCGGUUAAUUUUGACGGGUACACCUUUACAGAAUAAUCUCCCUGAAUUGUGGUCACUUUUGAAUUUCAUUUUGCCAAAAAUCUUCGAUUCUGUAAAGAGUUUUGAUGAAUGGUUUAAUACACCAUUCGCUAAUACAGGCGGUCAAGAUAAAAUAGCAUUAAACGAAGAAGAGUCAUUGCUUAUAAUAAGACGUUUACACAAGGUUCUAAGACCGUUCCUUUUACGUCGUCUGAAAAAGGAUGUUGAAUCAGAAUUACCUGAUAAGGUUGAACGGGUAGUAAAGUGCAAGCUUUCUGCUUUACAAACGAAAUUAUAUAGCCAAAUGAAAAGACAUGGGGUAUUGUUUGUAAACACUGGUGAAAAGGGGAAAACCGGUAUUAAAGGUCUUAAUAAUACAAUUAUGCAAUUGCGUAAAAUAUGUAACCAUCCAUUUGUCUUUGAUGAAGUCGAAAAGGAUGUAAAUGGCAGCAAUAAUAAUCAUUUACUUUACCGAGUAUCGGGCAAGUUUGAAUUAUUAGACAGGAUAUUACCAAAGUUUUUUACGACUAAUCAUAGGGUUUUGAUAUUCUUCCAAAUGACUGCUAUUAUGACUAUUAUGGAAGAUUUUCUUAAUUGGCGAGGAUUUAAGUAUCUUCGUCUGGAUGGUACUACAAAGGCCGAAGAUCGUUCAGGUUUACUGCAGAAAUUUAACGCGCCGAAUUCCGAUUAUUUUAUAUUUUUACUAAGUACACGUGCAGGUGGUUUGGGUUUGAAUUUGCAAUCAGCAGAUACCGUAAUCAUCUUUGAUUCAGAUUGGAAUCCUCAUCAAGAUUUGCAAGCUCAAGAUCGUGCACAUCGUAUUGGUCAGACAAAAGAAGUUCGUAUUUUACGUCUAAUUUCUCAAAAGUCGAUCGAGGAACAGAUUCUAGCACGUGCACAAUAUAAACUUGAUAUUGAUGGUAAAGUUAUCCAAGCUGGUAAGUUUGAUAAUAAGAGUACGGCAGAAGAACGGGAAGCAUUUUUGCUUAAUGAUAUCAUUUCUCGAAAUGAUGCUGAACUUGAAUUAUUUAGAAAGAUGGAUAAUGAAAGAUAUGAUGAAGAAGAAAAAGAAUGGCGUUAUACCGGAGGAAGAGGAAAGCGUCCAGAAAGAUUAAUUGAGGAAAGAGAAUUACCGAUGGUUUACAUAAAGGAGUAUGACACCGUAAUACAACAAGAGGAUUCUAGUAUUGAAUAUGGUCGUGGGCAAAGGCCAAGAGGAGAAGUUCAUUAUGAUGAUGGAUUAACGGAAGAUCAAUGGGUCAAUGCUAUACAGGAUGAUGAUAUAGACGUCACUGAAAUAAUAGCCAAAAAACAGGCAGCAAAGAAAAAACGUAUAGCGAAAAAGAGUCAAAAAACACACACACCUGAGUCAUUACAAAAGUCUACACAUCAUCACGAUUUGCAACAUGUGAUACAUUAUGAUGAAUUAAGUGCUGAUACAUCUGAAUCCAAGGAAUCCAAGAAAAAACGAGGGAGACCACGUAAAGAUGAAUCACAUAUUACAGAUGAUAUAGGUGAUUCACAAUCUAAAUCUUCAAAAAAGAAAGGUAAAGGUAAACGAUUAGAGAUUGUUGAUUACGGUGGUCCCUUAGAUCAACCUAAAAAUAAGAAGCGUAAAACAAUUAAAAAAUCUCAUGAUGAUGAAAGUAUACAUGAAACACAGAUGAAGAGACUCUUUAUGCAAUGUUAUUCUGCUGUUGAAAAUCUUACAGAAGAUUCAGAAGGCGAACCUCGUCAACGUGCAUAUCUAUUCUUGCUACUCCCUAGCAAAAAGGAUUAUCCAUAUUAUUACCAAAUAAUUACUAAACCUAUCGCUAUGGACACAAUAAAAAAAAGGAUCAAAAAUAAUUCAUACAAGUCACCAAAGCAAUUUCGAGAUGACUGGCAUCUUAUGUUUAAUAAUGCAAGAACCUUCAAUGAAGAGAAUUCACAAAUCUAUAUGGAUGCUGACAAGUUGCAGGAAAAGUUUGAUUCCAAGUUUGAAGAACUUUUCCCAGCUGGUGAAUUUCCAUCUGAAGACAUGGAAUUAUUGACCAAAAAAAGACUUUCUCCUAAAAACACCAUCGCAAAAUAUUCUAAUGAUAAUGUUGAUUUACCUUCAAAUAAAAACUUCAUAGACCUUCCAUCACUUCCUAUAUUUAAGCAACUUCUUAAACAUGCCGAAACACAACCUAUGCAAAAAACCGCAAUUGUGGAUGUAAAAUCAAACUCUUCUCAUUCAUAUCGAGAUCUUGUCUCUGAUAUAUCAUCAUUUAGAAGUAAAUUAUUAAAAGAAUCUUUUAAUCAAGACUUAAAUGAGAAAUGUAUAGCAUUUUUAUGUCCAAGCGGAUAUGAUUAUGUCGUUUCUCAAUGGUCAAUUUGGUCAGCUGGAGGAAUUUCUGUUCCAUUAUGUACAACACAUCCGAAAUCCGAGCUUUUAUACGUAUUAAAGGAUUCGCAAGCAUCCACAGUUAUUACACAUCCGGACUUUUAUGAUAAGAUAAAAGAUGUGACCAAAGAGGCAGGAAUAAAUAAUCUCAUGAUAAUUGGAGAAAAAGGUCAUAGAUAUAGCGAUUUUGAUGGAAAGAAUUAUAAGCCUCCAUCCAUAGUUUCGAUGAAAGAAUCACGUAGAGCUUUAAUUAUAUAUACUAGUGGAACUACAGGAAAGCCAAAAGGAGUGGUUUUAACUCAUUCUAACAUUAUGGCUCAAGUUUUACCACUUAUUAAAACUUGGAGAUGGAGCGAUAAAGAUAGGAUAUUACAUGUAUUGCCUUUACAUCAUAUGCAUGGGAUAUUAAAUGCACUUACAUGCGCGAUUCAUGCAGGAGCAACUGUUGAAAUGUCACCAAAAUUUGACGCAGCCGAAGUGUGGAAUAGGUGGAUGAGUCCCGAAAGAAAUCUUUCUUUAUUUAUGGCUGUUCCCACAAUUUACUCAAAAUUGAUUCAACAUUAUAAGUGUAAGAUUCCUGAUGAAUUAAAACUUCAAGCAACAGAAUCAUCUUCACAGUUUAGAUUAAUGAUUUCUGGAUCAGCAUCUUUACCUCGUCCAAUUAGAAAUACUUGGAAAGAAAUUAGUGGUGGGCAAAUACUUUUGGAAAGAUAUGGAAUGAGUGAAAUUGGAAUGGCUUUAAGUCAUGAAUACGAAGAAAAAAAAAGAUUUGAGGGAUGUGUUGGAUUUCCUUUACCAGGAGUUCAGAUAAGGUUAAUUUCUGAAGGGGGGAAAAAUGUUACUAAUUUAACUGAGGUACCAGGUGAAAUCCAAGUCAAGGGACAAAAUGUAUUUAAAGAAUAUUGGAAUAAACCUGAAGCUACACAAAAAGAAUUUACACAAGAUGGAUGGUUUAAAACAGGUGAUAUAGCAAUUAGAACUGAAAAAGAAAAUGUAUUCAAAAUACUUGGAAGAAAUAGUAUUGAUAUUAUUAAAUCCGGAGGAUAUAAAAUUUCCGCAUUAGAAAUUGAAAGAGAAUUAUUAUCACAUCCAAAUAUUUUAGACGUUUGUGUUUUAGGAGUUGAAGAUUUAGAAUGGGGACAAAAGAUUGGUGCUAUAGUUGUAUUAGAAAAUAAGGAAUUGAAAAUGGAUUUAAAUGUGUUGAAAGAAUUUUCCAAGGAUAAAUUGGCCAAUUAUAAAAUUCCUAGUUUGUUAAAAGUUGUAGAAGAAAUACCCAAGAAUGCUAUGGGUAAAGUAAAUAAGAAAGUGUUGGUUAAGUUAUUUGAUGGCGUAAACAUAAAUAAAGGUUAA
This is a messenger RNA of Funneliformis geosporum, 5727 nucleotides long. The record is from the annotation of a GenBank genome assembly. NCBI's taxonomy places the organism in Eukaryota, Fungi, Glomeromycota, Glomeromycetes, Glomerales, Glomeraceae.